AUGCGGCGAGCAUCCAGCCUUCCAAUGACAAUCACGCCUACGGGGCAAGAAUACAUUGCCGGUCAGCUCAACUCUCGCAACCUCGAGCAAGCAGUUCGCGGCCUUCAUGAAGACGGCCUCAUCGUGGUGUCCGGCGUGGUCCCGCACGGCGACCUUGACCAUUUGAACACGAAGAUGGUCCAGGAUGCCAGAGCCUUGCAAGCACGCGGGAAAGACAUGCCGUUCAACUACAACGUCGGUAACAUUCAGCAAGACCCGCCGCCCGUGAAAUCUUUCUUUUCAUCCUCAAUCUUUCUCAAUCCCAUCGCCAGCCAGAUCACAACCUGCAUGCUUGGGCCGAAGCCGAAGUGGACUUUCUGCAGUGGCAAUACCGCUUUGCCGCCUGUGGAGGGGACCGAGCCACAGCGCCAGCCUGUGCACACGGACGCCGAUUACGCUCAUCCAACGCAUCCGUUCGCGCUCGUGGUCAAUGUCCCACUGAUCAGAUUCACACCCGAAAAUGGCAGCACUGAAGUCUGGCUUGGAACACAUACCGGUGACCUGGCUGGUCUUCAGGUCCAAGAUGGAGCGCAUGGCGAACGAGCGAGUGGAAGGAUCAAGAAGCACUUGCUCGAGCAGCGGAUGACCGUCAGAGGACCUUCUCAGCCGGUCAUUGAGAAGGGAAGUAUCGUCAUCCGAGACCUUCGCUUGUGGCACGCUGGAAUGCCAAAUCUCUCUCGAGAUGAGCGGGUCAUGCUUGCUAUGAUCCACUUUGCGCCGUGGUAUCGCAACCAAAUGAAGCUGGAGCUCAGUGAGAGCACCAAGCCGAUAGUCGAAGGGCAGUCGCAGCUGGAAGUGCCGGUCCAGUGGGUCAGUGAAGAGAUGGCAGAGGAACGAUAUCUGAACAGAGGCUUCGGGAACAGCUACGACUUUGGCCAGAUAGCCUGA
Molecule: messenger RNA, 927 nt
Organism: Saxophila tyrrhenica
Lineage: Eukaryota; Fungi; Ascomycota; Dothideomycetes; Mycosphaerellales; Extremaceae
Exons: 2
Coding region: 1-927 (308 amino acids)
Source: RefSeq, a predicted model, not a curated record